GUCCAGGCCUGGUGGGGAGGGGGCGCUGAAGGUUGCGUCUUACGUCCUGGAGCCAGAAUGCUCAGCCUUAUAGGUGUGACCUACACAUGUGACUUCACUGUUUGAAGCCUCAGUUUUGUCAUUCGCAGAAUGGACAUAAUCUAAGCUACUUCACAGGACUGUUGGGAGGAUUAAAUGAGACAAUGCUUGUGAAGCUUUUUGCUCGAGGGAGCCCUGGAGGCAGGGCCUGGCGGGCAGAGCUCGCCCGCUGUCCCCUGGGACCAUGGGCAGCAUGAAGACCCCGGUGGAGCUGGCCGUCAGCGGGAUGCAGACCCUCCACCUUCAGCCCCGCUGCCGGGGCGGCUGCCGGGUCAAGGCCAGGCCGUCGUAUGUGGAUGAGACUCUUUUCGGCAACCCUGCGGGCACCCGGCCCACCCCACCGGACUUUGACCCACCCUGGGUGGAGAAGGCCAACAGAACCAGAGGAGCGGGCACAGGACUAUCACAAGCCUCAGGCGCCAACCCGAGCUGUGAGACCACCUCCUCCAGAGGCAGCACCCCGACCCUUACACCAAGGAAGAAGAACAAGUAUAGACUGAUCGGCCACACUCCUUCUUACUGUGAUGAGUCGCUGUUCGGCUCCCGACCGAAGGGUGCCAGCUGGGAGGCCCCGUGGAUGGCGAAGGGGGAUGCUGCGAAACUCCACGCCCUCUUCUGGACACCCCCAGCUACCCCUAGGGGCAGCCACUCGCCCCGCCCCAGAGAGACCCCAGUUCGAGCCAUUCACCCUGCUGGUCCCUCGGAGACAGGGCCCAGGGUGGCUGCAGACUCCCGGAAGUUGUCCAGGGAUGGGCUGGACCCUCCACACCCCCUGAGGCGGGAGCGUUCCCAUUCCCUCACCCACCUGAAGGUCCCCAGCACUGGUCGCCCACCCACCAGUGCCCCCCGUGCAAAUGGGCCCCGGAAUCCCAGGCCUUCCCCGUCAGGGGUGACCUUUCAGAGCCCCCUGGUGACUCCCAGGGCUCAGUCAGUCAGUGUUUCAGUGCCAGCUACCCCCCGACAAGGUGGGGCCACCCAGAAACCAAAGCCCCCCUGGAAGUGAGUUUCUUGGUUCUUCCAUCAGGUUUGCCCAUGGGGUCACAGCGAGGGGCACGGUUUCGGAGGACGGCCCUGGAGGGGGGCCUCUGGGGAGACCAGAAUCUCCUAGGUACGCACCAGGCAUUGGAGAAGCACUCGUGGGGGCUGUCAAAGCGAGGGGGGCAGUGUCUCCCUCUAUUCUGACAUUCUGUAGUUGCUCCCUGCCACCCCCACCCCCAUGUGGAUUUGAGGGGCCCCUGAGAUGCCUGUCUCCAGUCCUGUCACAGCCACGUGCCGUAUCAGUGCCAACCCAGGGGUGCCCCCCGAGGGGCUACACCUCCCCCAUCACUCCCACAACAUCGUCUUGCUGCCAAGUGUGACUAAUGCUGUGACCGCCAACCUGGAGGUUCCUUGUUCCUCCCUUCCAGCCAAGCUUCCUGCUCAGGACUAGUGUCCAGCUGAGCCUGGAGGCCUCAGGAGAUUUCCCAGGCACAGCGUGUGGACCAUGGGGACACAAGGAUCUGGGUGAUAUGUGGGUGGACAUUUUUUAAUUUAAAUCCUUGUGUAUUUAUUUUCAUACAUUAAAUAUAUCAGUAGCUCAUCAAAGCCA
Molecule: messenger RNA, 1666 nt
Organism: Diceros bicornis minor
Lineage: Eukaryota; Metazoa; Chordata; Mammalia; Perissodactyla; Rhinocerotidae
Gene: RITA1
Product: RBPJ interacting and tubulin associated 1
Exons: 4
Coding region: 263-1081 (272 amino acids)
Biological process (GO): negative regulation of Notch signaling pathway; Notch signaling pathway; nuclear export
Cellular component (GO): nucleus; cytoplasm
Molecular function (GO): tubulin binding
Source: RefSeq, a predicted model, not a curated record